Molecule: messenger RNA, 5243 nt
Organism: Cuculus canorus (common cuckoo)
Lineage: Eukaryota; Metazoa; Chordata; Aves; Cuculiformes; Cuculidae
Gene: BCO1
Product: beta-carotene oxygenase 1
Exons: 11
Coding region: 123-1703 (526 amino acids)
Biological process (GO): carotene catabolic process; retinal metabolic process
Molecular function (GO): beta-carotene 15,15'-dioxygenase activity; carotenoid dioxygenase activity
Source: RefSeq, a predicted model, not a curated record
UAUAUGUAACAGGAAGGAGCUGAUCUCAGCCCAGACAGGAGGGGACCACUGCGCCUGCAGGAGCAGCGGGACAGAGGACACGGGAACCGUUUAUUACACAGGAGCCGCUUAUUACACGAGAGAUGGAUACAAUAUUCACUACAACUAAAGAAGAGCACCCAGAGCCCAUAAAAGCUGAAGUGCAAGGUCAGUUGCCCACCUGGUUGCAAGGGAUACUUCUCCGAAAUGGCCCAGGGAUGCACACAGUAGGGGACACUAAGUAUAACCACUGGUUUGAUGGCUUGGCUCUGCUGCAUAGCUUUACUUUUAAAAAUGGUGAAGUUUACUACAGAAGCAAGUAUCUCCGAAGCGACACAUAUAACUGCAAUAUAGAAGCAAACCGAAUCGUGGUGUCUGAAUUUGGAACUAUGGCUUAUCCAGAUCCAUGCAAAAACAUAUUUGCCAAGGCAUUCUCCUAUUUGUCUCACACCAUUCCUGAGUUCACAGACAACUGCCUGAUCAACAUUAUGAAAACUGGGGAUGAUUUUUAUGCUACCAGUGAGACUAACUUCAUCAGGAAAAUUAAUCCACAGACUCUGGAGACAUUAGAGAAGGUUGACUACAGCAAAUACAUAGCUGUAAAUGUGGCAACUUCUCACCCGCAUUACGACAGUGCUGGAAAUACUCUCAACAUGGGUACUUCAAUAGUCGAUAAAGGGAAGACAAAAUACAUUAUGUUUAAGAUUCCUCCCUCUGUGCCAGAAAAAGAAAAGAAGAAAUCUUGUUUUAAACAUAUGGAAGUGGUGUGCUCCAUCCCUUCUCGCUCUCUGCUGAACCCAAGCUACUACCAUAGCUUUGGAAUCACAGAAAAUUACAUUAUCUUCGUAGAGCAGCCAUUCAAACUGGAUAUUGUCAAAAUGGCAACUGCUUACAUCCGAGGUGUGAACUGGGCUUCCUGCCUUGCCUAUCACAAGGAAGAGAAGACUUGGUUUCACUUUAUAGACCGGAAGACUAAAAAAGAAGUAUCCACCAAAUUUUAUACUGAUGCUAUGGUGAUUUUUCACCAUAUAAAUGCUUAUGAACAGGAUGGCCACAUUAUUUUUGAUAUUAUUGCCUAUGCAGACAACAGCUUGUAUGAUAUGUUCUAUUUAAAAAAUCUGACUAAAGACUUUGAAGAGAAGAACAAGCUUACUUCUGUACCAACCUGCAAACGAUUUGUUGUUCCUCUGCAGUAUGACAAGGAUGCUGAAGUAGGUUCUAACUUAGUCACAUUUCCAUCUACCGCCACUGCUGUAAAAGAGAAAGAUGGCAGCAUCUAUUGCCAGCCUGAAAUACUAUGUAAAGGGAUAGAACUGCCUCGCAUAAACUACGACUAUAAUGGCAAAAAUUACAACUACAUCUUUGCAACAGAAGUGCAGUGGAGGCCAGUUCCUACCAAGAUUGUAAAAUUUAAUAUCCAGACAGAGGAGAUGCUCCACUGGGAAGAGGACCACUGCUGGCCAUCCGAGCCUGUUUUCGUUCCCAGCCCUGAUGCAAGAGAAGAGGAUGAUGGUGUUGUUCUGACGUGUGUUGUGGUGUCUGAUCCAAAGGAAGCACCCUUCCUACUUGUCUUAGAUGCUAAAACAUUCAAAGAAUUGGGCCGAGCCAAAGUACAUGUAGAAAUGCAUCUGGACCUACAUGGAAUAUUUAUACCAGAGAAAGAUUUGAAGACUGAGACUGAAUAAAAUGCUAUUCAUCCUAUUACACAGACUGAGACAACCUUCUACUGAAUGUGGGAUAAUACCAUUCAGGAACAACCUUAUCUUAUGACAAAAAAUGACUAAAUAUAAUCUCUUCAAUAACUCUAUAUAAUCUCUUAUAAGAGAUAGCAAUAACUUUUACUACAAAUAAUUACAUGCACAACUAGUACAUAACUAUUCCAAAAGAAGGAUGAUCAGUAUUACGUGCUAAUAUUGUAUACGACUUGUGGGGCAGGGAAUAGGAGACAAAGAUAACAAGAAAUGUUUUGAGUACAGUAUAGCUUUCUGAGCAAAUGAAAUACUGUAUUUAUAGGGUGAUGCACUAUGAGUCACAUAUGUCUGCAGGUCACAUAACUUUCAUGGACUGUUUCAAGACUGCAGCUCACAAUGAAAGUUGUCUCCUGCCAGAAAACCUCAGGUUAAACUGUCUGCUGUGAUACUAAUAGUUCAUGGCAAUGCAUUCUCUUGGUGCUUGAUUUCCUAAAGACCACCAUAACCAAAGUAUUACAUGGAGGUGCUACAACUUUCUAAUUUAGAACCUAAAAAAACCUGCUUUGCUAAUAAUUUCAUAGUGUGUUUUCCCAUUUUAUGUUGACAAAACCGAAUAACUUGAAAUAGAAUAUAUGGGUUUUUAUAGCAUUCAAUUAUACUUUAGUACUAUUCAGUCAAGUAUUUUGUAUUUAAAUCAGUUUUCCUUAAGGAGACUAUCUGACGUGACAUUUCAUGUAAUUAGAUGAUUACAGUGUGUAAAAGAUAAACAGAAAUAUAAUAUUUAUUAAUAUUACUAAUAGUCUUUGUUAAUAACUGUAUGUAUAUGAAUGAGGGCAGUAUAUUUCUAGCAGAACUCAGAUCCAUGUGUUCAACAAAUUGUGAGGUGACAGACCUAAAGUAGACUUCAUCUGAACUACAUGGUAGCUGAAACUACAAGCUAUUGCUAAGUUAAGCAUUUGCUUUAUUGUCUGCUUGGGAGCAUCCAUGUUCUGACAUGGAUUUGUCAUUGCCUGUAACAGACGCUUCCUAAUAAAAGUACACAACUCUCAUUUAUAGUCACAAUUAAAAAGCACAUUUCAACAUAGAGUUCAAAUGCCAAGUAUACUGUGACUGGUUUUUGUUACAGGAUGGCAUUUCUUAAUGCCUGAGUACAUUUCUGUUUUCUGAUUUGGGGCAUUGCUUUUUCUUUAUAUGAGAGGUUUUCUUCUUUGAAUCAUAUUUUCCCGUCAUAACUGCAUUUAUUGUUGGAGCCAUCUUUACUGAUGGAGAAAACUAGAUGUACAAUCCACCCAUUUUAGGUGUUCAUCUGGUCUGUCUGUAUCACUGCACUACUCUGGUAUCUCUCAGUUAUAUAUGCACUUUCACAGUGUCUCUGCUGCUCACUGUGUUUUACAGGUAAGAAACAAUGUAAUCAUUGUUAUUCACUGUCUUCCCAUCAUAUGAGAAUCUGGGCUUUGGUGGCUUUUUUGUGAUUACGUAAGAUGUUUACGGCAGAGCAGGAAACAAAUCAACAUCAGUUCUUGUUUGCUCUGUAACCCUUGCGAAGGCAACCACAAAGCAGAUAAUCAGUCACUGAAAAUAAUGAGAGUUUACUUAGCACUCCGACAAACAAAAAUAAACCCUAAGUUCAAGCGUUAAGAAUAUUGCUACACAACUACCAUAAGAAUUCCUAAGUUUCAUGAAGAAUCCUUUAGAAAGAUGACCCAAAAUGUGCACAAUCACUCACUCACAAAAGGAAAUCUCUCACUCAAGGGUGCCCAGAAGAUAGGAUCACUGACCCAAAGGGGUGAGGGCUCACUCAAGGAUAUAGCCAGAAUAAAUAAUUAUUCACCAAAAGGAGGAUGAGAGCACUCAGUUCCAGGGAAGUUACCUUGGGUGGUGUUACAAUCCCAAAGGGAGAGUCCCAACUGCUGACCCACAUCUCUGAGGAGGGACUGGCUCCAGUUAGCUCUCUGGUGGGACCAAAUAUAUGAGUCGAGUCUGAUGUUUGGUCACUCUAACUGGCUGGAGACCAGGGCUCUGUGCCUGGCAACAGUUCUCUACCCUACUCCCCUGGCCCCAGUGGCAUCAGGAUGAGUAUGGUGGUUUCAACAGCUGGGUAGCCCCAGUCUUUGUGUCUUUGGAAAGACUGAUGUCUGUUAGGUGUUCAGCAGGCCCAGAUCUUGUUGGGUCCUUGUCAGGGCAAUUGCACCUGCCACAGUAACAACUGCACCUCCCUUUCUCUGCUCCAGUCUUUGUAAGUAUAAAGAAUAUACAGGCUAUUUAUAAUGUGAAAAAGUCACAGUGGUCAGAUCUAGAGUGAAAAUAUGCAGUCUGGAGCAUUCAAAUGUUUAUAUAGUCCAUAAAACGGAAAUAGACGUUGCACUAAGCACUGUCUGCAGGAAUAGGCAUCUUUAGUGGUUUCAAGGUAUAUUACUAUUGGUAGUUAAGAGAACUUUAUCUUCUAAAGAAGAAAUUGAAUUUAAUUUUUGUAAGUAAUAUGGAACCAGUACUGGAAGGGAAGACUGACUUCUGAUGUUGGCGAAGAACACCAGCUGUGAGGUUGUUUCUUUUAAUCUGAAAAAGUUUGAAUUUAAGAAGUCCUGCAAAUCUUGAAUGAAUCAAAAUUAAUCAAAAGUCUAACCAUUAUUAUACACCUCCCUUUAAGAGUUUGUCUCCAAAAUUUCUUCUCUAGAACUCAUAGUGUUAUGUUUUUGGAUGAUCAUGAGCUUUGAUAUAGGAGUUAGUUGACUUUAGAGGAGCCAAUUCUUAUUGGCAAACAUGACAUGAUAGGGGGAUAUUCACUGUGAAAACAAUCUGCAGUCUAAGAAAGAAAAUGUGUUAUUUAUCUUCAUGUAGAAAUAUUUCAGAAAAUAAAUAGCAAGAACUUGUCUCGGGUAUAAAAUUUUAAACAGUGUGCUGUAUUCACUUGGUUGGUAUUACACAGGAUUUGAUUAGCGUCCAGUUUGUACUCAACCUGAAGAGGAACAGAGUGAUGUAAAUCCAGAUUUGCCAGUCUCAGUAUCCUCCUCUGGCAGAGACAAGAUGAAUAAAACCAUAAGGCUAAUCACAAAUUUGUUCAAGAAUGCUUUUAGCAGUUGCACUAGUAAUCUGAUGAAACAUUUACCCUGAAUAUGGUAAUAUACUGUAUCAUUUCCAGGCUGACAAUUGCAAGGGGAAUGUAUACGUGUUUUGCCAAGUGGCUGCAAGGCUUGUGGGUUUUCUUUGUUGUGGUAACAUGGCACAUGCUAAUGAGUCUGUCAUUUGGUUUGCUUCUCUGGCAUCCUUCACUGUGAAUGAAAUCUUGAGGGACAGAAAGGUUUCAUUCUUCUUUUGCACCAAAUUAAGUCAUAAAUCAGCCCAGUGAAACUAGUGGAGUUAUUGUAAUGGCAUAAAAAAGAAUCUAGAUUCAGUGACUGCAAAUAAAAACAGUAAGCGUAGAUAGCUCCACAAAAGAAAAAAAAUACAGUUGAGCAAGAGAACCAGACCACGGGUGUGCAUACAUGUAAUUACUUCAGAGAUGUUACAAAUGGCCCUCUUAUUGGUAGAGUGGUU